CCUACUUUUAUUUUAGCAUCCUCAUACAGGCCAACUGUGGAAAUGAACAACUUGGAAUUUCCGAAUAAGCACGUUCUUCCAACGGGCUACAAUAUAACAGUCGUUUGUACCAGCAAUCAUCCAACGAAUCAUAAAUAUUUCUUUCCCUACUGGAUCCGUUUUUUUUUCAACGAUGUCUACAAGAGAGAAUUGAGUUGUGGUGGUGGUGACUUAGAUUACGAACGUUCAAAAGUGUGCAAAUACUUUAUUCAAAACGCCACCGAGGAUAACUCUGGGAAUUAUACCUGCAUCUCAACAAAUAGUUAUGGCUGCACAAUGAAAACGGUGGCGUUGAUGUUUAAAGGUAACAUUUCGUAUUAUUUGUUUCUUGUUAUACAUUAUAACAAAUGAAGUAGCUCACAUUUAGUUUGGUAUCUACAUGACAUUUCAUGUCGGGUAAAACUUAUAUUGUAUAAUUUUCACUAGAAAACCACGAAGAUGCAUCAAUUUGAAUUGACGGGUAAAUUGAAAACCGCUGAUAACAAUUUCAUAUCAUGUCGGUCUUGAAGGAAAGUGUGUAAUUCGACUUGUUUUCUUUAAUUUUAAAAUUUUUGAAUUUUGUUUUUCUUGUUUAAUCAUAGAGCCAUCACCUCCGCUGUUUACUCAUCACCAGCCUCGUGAAGUCGUCUUUCUAAAAUCGAGUAAAGCCAAACUCAACUGUAAUGCAUCAGGUGUUCCCCUUCCCUCCAUCACCUGGUUCAAAGACGGUAAUAGCCUUUCCAGUUCUUCUGUGAUAGGGUCAGAAAGGUAUUCAAUAUUGAAUUUUGAAUCUGUACACCCUCAUGACCAAGGACGGUAUUGGUGCGAGGCAAACAGCACAGAGGGGCAGAGCAGAUCAGCUCCUGUAAAUCUGACAGGUAUUGAAACAUUUCACUUUUUUGAAAGACCAUAAUAAUGUUCAAAUAAUGAGAUGUUUUUAAAGAUAAUGAUCAUAUCCUGUAUGCAGGACAUAACUACACGCGUACUUGUGAAUAUGAUUUUGCGUUUGCUGACUUUCUUCAUAUCUUUGUAAAGUGGGACAAUUACAACAUGGAGUCCCUGAUGGAUUCUGUGGACCGUCGAAUGCUUGGGAACAUUUUUUUUUCAGUAGGUUACGGUGGUUCUUAAAACCAUUAUAUAGUGGUAAUGCUUCUGAAAGACCACAUGUAACGGUUGCCGAGAGUGUGUACGUUAAAAUCUCGAGCUUAAGGGACUGGUCAUAAGCUAUUGCCUAAAGGGGAGGGGGAGAAUUUUAGUUGUGUCACAAUAAAAUUUACCUUAUUCACAGGGGACGUCAAAAUGUGGUAAGAACAUCAGUGACACACUUGGCUGGGCCUCGUGUGCCACUUUUUUGUUCUUACCACAUUUUGGCGUCAUCCGUGAUCUAUCACUGAACAGACGCACGGCAACUUGGAAUCUAUUUGUUAAAUUGAUAGUAGUUCUCGGCCAACGAGCGCACAAGAAUUUCUACAGUUAUGGUAAAAUAUUCUUAUGUUCCCCCCUCCUCCUCAUUGGCAGGUGGCUCGAAGUGAAUUCUCUAUAGUCACCCCUCUCAAACUCUUUUGGUGGCAACUGAUUCCCCUUCGUGUCAACUAAAAAAAUGUGAUCCCCGGGUGUCUGGACUAUUCAGUACAAUGUUUGUGUAACCGUUGUUGUUACUUUUAGUGGUGUGGAAGCCAGUGUUCUCCAUUCAUCCCCAAGACACAACUGUGUAUCUUGACGAUGAUGCCACCACCGUGACUGUUAAUCUCUCGUGUGCAGCAAAUGGCUCCCCACUUCCAGUGAUCAGUUGGUUAAAAAACAACUCCAAAGUUGAUGAUGAUGCAGUGAUUCGAAGUCAAAACAUCUCCAUCCUCACUGUUGAAAUCAAGGAGGGGACAGAAAAGCACUUUAGAUAUCGUUGCGUUGCUAAAAACUCGUUGGGAAACAUAUCUUCCCAGGAAGCCACACUGAUGAUCGCAAAACGCGAUGAGGAACGUCCACCUAUGAAGCGUAAGCUUACAGCUCUGAUUCACAAAUAAGGAUUUCCUUUGUUUUAGGUACAAAGAAUGUUUUCCAAAACUUCUUCGAAAGCUUAGGUUGGAAUAUCGGCUUGAAUUAAGUUAGAGUACUUUUUUUUUGCAAAAGCCGUGAUGCCAAUUAAGCGACAUGGAUAUACCAAAAUCAAUGGGAUCUAAAAUGAAGAGUCUGGAUUUUAUUUAUUGGUAAAGGACAUCUUGAACAUCCUUGUUUUUAGUGUUUUCAUCCAAGGGCUACUUCAGUGACUAUGGGCAUUUUUUUUUAAAGAAAAGUCACCACCCUUUUAAUGAACGGUGUGCUUUACUUGUGCUUUAUAUCUAGCAUAGUAUUUUUUAUACAAUUGAACAAUUUUUGCUAAAUCUCGCAAUUUCAGCUGAUGACAGAACAGUCACCAAAGAAAAUUGGUCCGCAAUCAUUUGGUCCAUCACGAUAACCGGGGCUUCAGUCCUUAUUUUCAUCAUAAUUCUGUUCGCUAUCAAGAGGAGAACGGACCUACUAGACCAGAAAGUAGGUACUUAAAUCGCUAAAUCAUCGCCUUUUCCUGUUUUCCCAAUAAUUAUCCCGAGACUACACAGGUUUUUCCUCACUAACAGCUGGUCCUGCCAUUGAUUCGCACCAAAUUUUCAAUGAAAUGCAAAACUGAGUAGACCAAUCUGGACUUGUUCAGCUUUAUUUUCUCGCAUUAAGUUUGCAUACAUUUAUUUUGAUCCCAAAUAGCCUUGUUUUGAUUUACCUUUGUUGUGAACUUUGUUAUUAAUUUAGUUUCGGUUUAAAUGAGGUCAACAGAGAUGGGCACGGUAAAAAAAUCCGCCCUUUGGUGUACACAUUAAGGUCUUUUAAAAGCAUACUGGUGUGAUAUAAUCUGUGUCAUUUGUCAAAUUUAGGUUUCUAGAAGGACACAAGAGGCUUUUGAGAUGAAAAUCACGAGCACAAACGAUACGAUAAAUCAGUUACGAAACAGCCGGUCUGCAUUAACCGAUGAUGGUGAACACACGGAUCCAUCUACUAUUGACGAAAACGAAGUCGUUGGAAACGAAAUUUAUUUGCAAUUAAUGGCAGUUGACAGAAACUGGGAGAUCCCCCGGGAUAGAUUGACUAUUUCAGAGGAGAAACUUGGCAAAGGAGAGUUUGGAGAGGUUAAGAAAGGAGUUUACCUAAGAACUAAUGGAAAUGAACUUCCAGUGGCGGUGAAAAUUCUUAAAGGUUGAAAAAUUAAUCCAUGUAUUUGAGAUUAAAAUGAUCGAAGAUAUAUCUUUCAGAGGGUGUUUACGGAAGAUAAAUCUCACCUGUCCUUAAAUUUCCAGCCUAGGAUUCGUAUCAUCGUUAAGCAUGAUAGCCUCUACGAGUAAUAAUAAUAAUUAAAUGAUUUAUGAACUUACAAAGCGCAUGCUACAUGAAAUUAAAGUAAUUUACAGUAAAGGUCGGAAAAUGAAGCGCAGCAGACAUGUUAACAACAAUCAACCUUAAAUUGUUAUGUUAGUGAUGACAAAGGACAUGAUAGCAAACUGGACAGCAAAUGACAGAAUUGAAACCUAAAAAAUUGGGGACAUUUUUCAAGAUUUGUGUUUUGCGGCGUGCCAACUUAAACUUAACGUCCAAGCCCUAAGUGAUAAGAACGUCAUACAUACCUUUUGGUGGGGAAAAACUCUUAGAACAGAAGGGAACUAAGUAUUUGGCCACUAUAUCAUAAAGUUAGUUUUCAUACCACGUCUUCUUUGACAGAUAACAAAGACAGACAGCAGCGAAUGGCGCUUAUCAAAGAACUGGAGACACUUAUCCAAGUUGGUCGCCAUCCGAAUAUUGUCAGUUUAGUCGGAGCUUGCACCUUUGAAGGUAAGGGAUCGGCGAUUCAAAAAGUUACGGCGAACGUUGGAGGGCAAGUUGUGUCAAUGAAAGUUUGUGUAGCGGAGAUGGAAAUAAGAUUUAACAAAAAACAAUUGUACAGUGGGUGCAGAGCCUUCGUCUUAUUUCGAUGAUUUAGGGAAAGUCUUCACCUCUAGCCCAGAGGUUUUAAAAAGUAUGCAGUAAGAUGAAUUUCGAUAAACCGAUUUCAAAUUUACUGAAUCCAAAUUAAGCUUAAUUAAUUCGUUUUUGAUUCACCGGCACACAUACCUUUAAAUGAAAGAUAUUUCCAAGAGGCUAGUUUUUCCAUGGUAACCAUGUAUGUAAAAAAAAUGAUGUAACGAUUUAUUGAUUGAUUUGUGUUCAUUGAUGAAGGGAUCAUUUUGGGCCAUCACAACAAAUCCAAUGAAGUUUUCUGGAGUCAGCAAUGCAGUGUGAUGUUUCAGAAGCACUGUAAGUUUUCAACGUUUCUUUUUUCACCUCUAGAGCCUCUUUGCAUCGUCAUUGAAUUUGUCUCUGGUGGAAGUCUUGAUAAAUUACUUCGAAGCAGUCGCGUCCAUAAUCAACAAGUUGAUCCAACUUAUGUUAACAUAUGGUCAAGACUGACAGAGAGAGAAUUAUUGAGGAUUGCUUCAAACGUCGCUAGCGGCAUGAGCCACUUGGAAAGUAAACAGGUUUGUUCAUGGAUUCAUGAGUGAGGCGCAUUUUCUUGCUGGAUAUACUUUUGGUAGCAGUUUUAUUAGAUAUCUUGUUGGGAAAUGCAAACUAAAUAUGCGAAAUGCAGAUGGUACUUACGUAGAGUAGUGCGAAGGAAAAAAAAGUCACAAGAGAAAUGCGAGCGAAAGAGAAACGAGGUUAAAAAAGGCAUAAACGGAACAUUACAAGCCAAAAAAUGUAAACAAAGUAAUGCUAAAUUUAACUUAGUUAACAGAAAUAACAGAAAAAAAUGGUUUUGCACAAUUGACGGAUACGAAUUGAGGAGAAACGAUUCCUGAUGAUGGUUAUAGAGAUAAUGACACUUACAUAGGUCCGCAUGGCAUGACUAGAUAAGUAGUACUUAAUUUCGUUUAUCUGUGGUUCAGUGCAUUCAUCGCGACUUGGCGUGCAGAAAUGUUCUCGUUGGAAAAGGGUUGGUAGCCAAGGUGGCUGAUUUUGGAAUGGCACGAGACGUAUCCACAGAUGGGCAGUACAUCAAGACAACAGAGGUAUAUAUUUUACUUAUUGCUCAGAACGAUCUUAAUAACUGGAACUCCGACAGCUGAGUGGAACUCUACAGAAUUUUAAACUCACGCAUUAACUCACUUUGGGUGGAGAGCUGGUUUGCCAGCAUAACUCACAAUCCUUAACAAAAUAUCUAUUGGUUCCCACCUUUUCACAACAGUCAUAAUAUAACCGACGAACCACACUGAGAGUCUUCACUAUAUUGAAGAAUCUUCUCUGAACAGUCAAAAGGAAAGUCAAGUGAUUACGGUACUACAACGUUCGAUAUCACCAUUACGGCGAAACUGAGAUGGGACUCAAAGCAGACUUGCCACAAUAAGAUUACAAUGAAUUUUUCUGAGGGUUGCCAAACCGCCAGUCUGUGCUCUCGACAACACUUAUCGCCAUCAAUAAAAUUGUAUGCCAUAAACAAUUUCUUCCGAGAAGUAAGCAUUUGUGAACUAACUUACGAAACUUUAUCUUAGGGACGAGUUCCAUGGUUAUGGAUGUCUAUGGAGGCGUUAAGGGGAACUUGUACAAUAAAGGGAGACGUGUAAGUUAUCGGUAUUUCCAAGCUGAAAUUGGAUUACGAUAAAGACUUAAAAUUUCCGAGCUUUACUAUUAUAUUAUACUCCUUUCUAGGUGGUCAUUUGGAGUAACCCUUUGGGAGAUAGUUACUCUUGGUAAGUAAAAGCCCUAUUGAUAAAAUUAUGUUUAAAAUUAAAUUACUGAUAUCGUAACCAGGAAGAAAAAAAACUAGACACUCUCCGCUCUCCCUCAAUCCCAAUUUUCUAAAAUAGUUUAGCCUGCGAGCAGGCCGUCAUUAUUUGCGCGGCAGGACGCGCCUUUCUCCUCCCGCGAGAAUACUUGAUACGAGUUAGGGAGAGGUUUACCGGGGGUACGGCAUUAGUGCGAGACAGUUUGUAGACCUCUCGCCGAUUUAUGUUUCUCAAGGUCUCUAACUUUCCCAAGGGCGAGGAAACGCACGUGCUUAAGUUCUGAUAACAAAGGCUUGCCUUUAGGCUAAAAUAGGUAUGGGAUUGGGACCCUAGUUUAAUGCCAUCGAUCAGUGAUGCAAGUGGCAGAAAAUGAUGUGGAAAAAUCGAAAUAGUAUUAUCAAGAUUCUCUGAUAAAAUUUUCAAGCAUCCAAGUUACAUCAAAAAGGAUUUUAUUACCUAGUAGUUUUACUUAAGGUUGGCCAUGACGUUUCUAGGCACGAGAGGAUCUUCUUCUGAUUUUAGCUGACGUUUUAAUUGCAUAUAGAUCCUUAGUUGAAGGGUACUAACUUAUACUGAUAGACCUUUUUCAUCUGAUGAGAUGGAGGGUAUUACCAUCCAACUGAAUUUGAUCCUUCUAUUUCUAGGGGAACUACCGUACACGGGUAUCAAAGGCAUUUUAGAGCUUUACGAAUUGCUGGAGGAUGGAACAAGAUUACUAAAACCACCGCAUUGUUCGGAUGAGCUGUAA
Pocillopora meandrina is the source of this 6546-nucleotide messenger RNA. NCBI's taxonomy places the organism in Eukaryota, Metazoa, Cnidaria, Anthozoa, Scleractinia, Pocilloporidae. The record is from the annotation of a GenBank genome assembly.